Molecule: messenger RNA, 1248 nt
Organism: Cordyceps fumosorosea ARSEF 2679
Lineage: Eukaryota; Fungi; Ascomycota; Sordariomycetes; Hypocreales; Cordycipitaceae
Product: mitochondrial metalloendopeptidase OMA1
Exons: 3
Coding region: 1-1248 (415 amino acids)
Biological process (GO): mitochondrial protein processing; protein quality control for misfolded or incompletely synthesized proteins
Cellular component (GO): mitochondrial inner membrane
Molecular function (GO): metalloendopeptidase activity
Source: RefSeq, a predicted model, not a curated record
AUGUCUGCGACCGUCCGAUUAGCCCGCGGCAGUCGCAUUGGCCUGCUACGGGCUCCGAAGCGACCGACCGUCGUCGUCGAGCCCUGCCGCGCCUGCGCACUCCCGGCCGAGCCCCACCGAGCGCUCUGCAGCUCGACGCCGAGAGCAACACAACAGGAGCGCGGGCCCCUGUACUCGAGGAAGACCCGGCAAAGUUCCGAACCGCAGCGCGUGACGGGGACGUGGGAGCGGCCGUCUGACUUUUCACGGCCGCGGGCCCAGUACCGGGCAGAGGAAGAGGCGGGGUACCACCAUAACGGGUCGUCAGGCGGCGGCGGCGGCACGGGACCGCGACGAACGGCGCGGGAGGCGGCGUCCGGGCCGCAGUCCAAGGCGGCGGUGGUGACCGUCAUGCUGGCGGCGGUCGCGUUCUACGUGUGGAACUCGCAGACGGUGCCGCUGACGGGCCGGUGGCGGUUCAACUUCUUGUCGGACGAGAUCGCGGAGCGGAUGCACCCGGGGGCGGUGCAGAGCAUCCUCAAGCAGGUGUACGAGUCGGGCGGGUUUAUCCUGGGGGACGGUGACGUGCGGACAAGGAUCGUCAAGAGGGUGAUGCGGCGGCUGAUUCCCGUGAGCGGGCUGGCGGACCUGAACUGGGAGAUUUACGUCAUAGCCGAUGAUUCCCAGGCCAACGCGUUCGUGCUGCCCGGCGGCAAGGUGUUCGUGUUCAGCGGGCUGUUGCGGGUGUGCGGCAACGAGGACGCGCUGGCGGCGGUGCUCGGGCACGAGAUUGCUCACCAGACGGCGUCGCACUCGGCGGAGCGGCUGUCGCAGGCGUGGGUGGGCAACCUGACCACGGGGUCGCUCUUCUUCCUGGUGGGCACGCUUCCCGGAUUGGCGCUGUUCGCCAUAUGGAUGGCGACGGGCGCGUUCGUGCUGCCGGCGCUCAUGUACGAGCUGCCGAUGAGCCGCGCGCACGAGUACGAGGCGGACCACAUCGGGCUGAUGAUGAUGGCGGAGGCGUGCUACGACCCGCGCGCGGCGAUCCCGUUCUGGCGCCGCAUGAGCGAGAACGGCCAGGAGAUGGACGAGGUGCUGAGCACGCAUCCUUCGAAUGAACAUAGAGUGGCAAAGCUCACGCAGCUCAUGCCCGAGGCCCUGGCCAAGCGGGAGCAGAGCGACUGUAGGGGGACGGAGUCGUUUGCGCGGCGGUUCAGGCUUGCCGUGAAGCAAAGGCAGCGGGAAAUGCCACGGACGGAGGAAAUGUGA